Messenger RNA from Parnassius apollo (apollo), 738 nucleotides. The record is from the annotation of a GenBank genome assembly. NCBI's taxonomy places the organism in Eukaryota, Metazoa, Arthropoda, Insecta, Lepidoptera, Papilionidae.
UUGUUUUUUCCUGAAUACAGAAUGGGCAACACAAGUAAGAAAUUGGCGGCGAAAUGCACGCUCCUCACAAAGGAAGAACAGAAGUACGUGGCGGCUACGUUCAGAGCCGCCAGCAAAAACUCCGAGAGGAUACGGGAGGAUGAUCUCAUCGUGAGUGGAAAAGUAGAUGCAGUGUCGCUAGAAAAGUUCUGGGGCCCUCAAAUAGAUCCACGUCUCGCGCAGUACCUAACCAACUUUCUGUUUGGUUCGGGACAACAGAAGGUGCCGUCAGUGGACUUUAACAGAUUCGCAGAGCUCUACGUUUAUAAUGUUAGAGGCACCGUAGAUGAAAGGAUGAUGGUGACAUACAACUGUCUAGGAAUGGACUACAACGAGGAAGUGGAGCUUCCUUACCAGCUGUUGAAAGAGUACUGCGAAAGUAUAGCGUCCACCUACAUGAAGAUUGUCAAGUCUUCCUCGUCGAAGAGAGUGCGCACGUGGAUAGAGAAGGGCUUUAGAGUCAGUGCGUCUCACGUCCAAGCCCUGGGGGAAGCCGUGGCGGCGACAGUUGGCGAUCUGGAAUCGCCACAGCAUCACUGUACUGCCGCCCAGCUGUCUAAGUGGCUACAAUCCAAUACAUUACUGAAGCAACUAGCGGAACUUGUUUACGUGAAUCUUUACGGGAUCAACAAAAAGGGCGGCGAUGAAAGUCCUACACCUCUCCCCCCCGGCCGCGCCUUCGCUGCUACCUAUACCUGA